Molecule: messenger RNA, 1090 nt
Organism: Culex pipiens pallens (northern house mosquito)
Lineage: Eukaryota; Metazoa; Arthropoda; Insecta; Diptera; Culicidae
Product: phospholipase A1-like
Exons: 1
Coding region: 41-1090 (349 amino acids)
Biological process (GO): lipid metabolic process
Molecular function (GO): lipase activity
Source: RefSeq, a predicted model, not a curated record
AAAUUUGCGUACAUUUCCCGCAGAAAACGAGCCAUUCGAUAUGUCCGUACUGGACUGGGAUCUCGAGGCCAACAUGACGCUUCCGUUCUCCUCCUGGGAUCGAACAAAGUGGGUCCUUUCGGUCAGCAACGACGGUAUGCCAUUGCUCGUCGAUCGAGCACAGGAGAUCAAGAAACUCCAGGAUGAUCGAUCCUUUGACGCGCUGAAGGAGGUGGAGUUUCUGUUCUUCUCGCGAGCCAACGGUGGGAAGCCGGUCAAGCUGACCUUCGAUCGUACCGAGAUGCUGCCAAGCUACGGCUUCAAGAAGGACUUGCCGACGAAGAUUUUAGUCCACGGCUGGGUAGGGGACAGUGAGUCCGAGGUGAUUGGUCCGUUGGCCCAAGAGUACCUGAAGAAGGGCGACGUCAACGUUAUCGGAGUGAUCUGGACCAAAGGUGCCAGAACAAUUUACGGGUUUGCGCGGAAACGAGUUGGGGCCGUCGGUGAUUUAGUGGCCAAACUGGUCGGCAGAUUGCUGGAUCUUGGACAAGUCGUCGACCAGAUCGGCAUGAUUGGACACAGCUUGGGAGCGCAUGUUGUCGGCCUAGCUGGGAAGAAAACCCCCCAGAAGGUGGCUUAUAUCGUUGGACUGGACCCUGCACAGCCUUAUUUUUUGGUGUCCAAACCUCAAGGACGGCUGGCCGAUACCGAUGCUCAGUAUGUGGAGGUGCUUCACACAAAUGGCGACUGGCUUGCCUUCUUCACCAACAUCGGGACGGCGGAUUUUUAUCCAAAUGGUGGCAAAAAACAACCAGGUUGCGGCCGUCUUUUCUACAGGAGAUGUAGCCACAAAAGAGCCGUAACCAUCUUCAAGGAGUCCCUCAUGGCGAAGGGAUACUACGCGAAUCGAUGCCCAAGCCUGGAUAAACUGAACCACAAGUGUAACUUGGGGCGAGUAGAGUUCGGCGAGGUUGACGUUCAUCCGUUGAUGAAAAAGCCUCGUGGAGUGUACUACUUUGAGACGAACGCAAAUCCACCAUUCUUGAAAGCUUCUCGGGAGGUCCUACAAGAUACACCACAAGAAGCUACUUCGGAACAAGAAGCACCAUAG